GUGGGAGCUGGCUUGGUGGCAAGCGCGGCCUUUGGUCGACGCUCAGCGAAGCAGUCGCGCCAGCGGGGUGUUGUGUCCAUGGCCGCCCGUGGUGGCGAGAGCUAUGAUUCCUUGGUGAAGGACUUGCAAGAGCUUGUGAAGACCAAGCAAUGUGGACCAAUUUUGAUCCGUUUGUCUUGGCAUGAUGCCGGUGUUUUCUCCGAUGGCAAGCUCAAGGGUGGUUGCCCAAAUGCGGCCAUGCGAUUCACCGAUGCCGGUGAAGGCACCUUUGGAGCAAACGCUGGGCUGCCUGAUGUUGCUUUGGGCCUUUUGAAGCCCAUCACCGAGAAGUACGUCCCCAGUGUCAUCGGGCAUGCAGAUCUUUGGACCCUGGCGGCCAACGUGGCCAUCAAGGAGAUGGGUGGCCCUGACAUCAAGACUCGCUUUGGCCGCAAGGAUGCUGAAAGCUCAAGUGACUCGGUUGAGUCGCAGGUCGGACGAUUGCCAGAUGGUGACAAGGAAAUCGAUCAUCUUCGAGAGAUCUUCCACCCCAAGGGCUUUGAUGACAAGGACAUUGUCGCCCUGUCUGGUGCGCACACCGUAGGCAAGUGCCACCUUGAUCGUUCUGGCUUUGAUGGGGCAUGGACGGAGGAGCCCCUGAAGUUCGACAACACAUACUUCAAGGAGAUGCUGGAGAAGGAAUACAGCGAGGACAAGACCGAGAAGGGCAAUCCUCAAUUCAAGAGCGGCAGCGGCACAAUCAUGUUGAUUUCCGACUUGGCACUGCUGAAAGACUCUGCCUUCAAGAAGCACGUGGAGACCUAUGCUAAGGAUCAGGAUGCCUACUUCAAGGAUUUCACUACUGCUUGGGUCAAGCUGCAGGAGAACGGAGUCACAGGCCUCCGAGACAGCCUUUGAAUGCCCUCAGUUUGACCUCUUGGACCUCCGCCAAGCAGCCGCUGCCUUGCAGACCAUUUUGGUGAAGUGGUUUGAGCCAUCAGGGCGGCCAGAUCUUUUUCCAUAGAUAAAGAGACCCCAGCGAUUGCUACCCCUCUUGUGCGGAGUGACAA
Messenger RNA from Durusdinium trenchii, 1049 nucleotides. NCBI's taxonomy places the organism in Eukaryota, Dinophyceae, Suessiales, Symbiodiniaceae. The record is from the annotation of a GenBank genome assembly.